AGGAAGACAAGAAGGAGCAUGAGGAGGAGGAGGAGCAGGGCUCAUUUGCAUGUUAUUAGCAUAGCAUGUAUAUAACCGGCUGCAGGCGGCCUGCGCCGGACAGCCGUGAAGAAAAGAAGACCAAGGAGAAGGAGACGAGGACAGACAAGAAAGGAAAACAUGUUGGACUCUUCCUCAAUUAGGAAAGGAGAAGGCCACCUUUGUUUGGGAUUAUAACGCCGCUGGAACGCUUUUUUUUUUUUUUAACAAAAGAUCAUUUGAUUAUUUUUAAAUUACAAUUUUCAAUCUUUCAUCUCGGAAGAAACUUUUGGGAUUAACAGUCUCGCUGUGCUUUUUUUUUUUCUCCCCUCAACUCCUCUGGGACGCGCAUGCGCGGUGGCGCUUUAUGAGCCGCUCCAUGCAUCUUCCUAGCGGGCCCGUUUAAACUUUUUCUUUAUUUAUUUGUAUUUAUUUAUUUAUUUAUCAUGUAUUUAUUAAAGAUGCUGCUGGGCGUCGCGGUGCUGGCCACGUUGCUAUGUCAGGGCUUCUGCUCGGGGGUGUUCGAGCUGCGCCUGCAGGAGUUCCUCAACAAGAAGGGCGCGCAGGGCAACAGGAACUGCUGCGGUGGCGGCGGGGGGUCCCCCUCGUCGUCGUCGUCCGCGCAGCAGUGCGCCUGCCAGACUUUCUUUCGGGUGUGCCUGAAGCAUUACCAGCCCAACGCGUCGCCCGAGCCGCCAUGCAAUUACGGAGGCGCCGUCACGCCCGUGCUGGGCGCCAACUCGUUCCAGAUCCCCGACGCCAUCCCCGAGAGCUCCUUCAGCAACCCCAUCAGGAUCAACUUUGGCUUCACUUGGCCGGGGACCUUCUCGCUCAUCAUCGAGGCAUUGCACACCGACUCCAAAGACGACCUGUCCACAGAGAACCCGGAUCGGGUGAUCAGCACCAUGAGCACCCAGCGCCAUUUGACGGUGGGCGAGGAUUGGUCGCAGGACCUGCACACGGCGGGCCGCACCGAGCUCAAGUACGCGUACCGCUUCGUGUGCGACGAGCACUACUACGGCGACGGAUGCUCCGUCUUCUGCCGGCCUCGCGACGACGCCUUCGGACAUUUUACAUGCGGGGAGCGCGGCGAGAUCCUGUGCGAUGCCGGCUGGAAGGGACAAUACUGCACCGAGCCAAUCUGCCUGCCCGGCUGCGCCGACGAGCACGGCUUCUGCGAGAAACCCGGCGAGUGCAAGUGCCGGGUGGGCUUCAAGGGCCGCUACUGCGACGAGUGCAUCCGAUACCCGGGCUGCCUCCACGGGACCUGCCAGCAGCCCUGGCAGUGCAACUGUCAGGAGGGCUGGGGGGGCCUCUUCUGCAACCAAGACCUGAACUACUGCACGCACCACAAGCCGUGCAUGAAUGGGGCCACUUGUAGCAACACGGGCCAGGGCAGCUACACCUGUUCCUGCAGACCCGGUUUCAGCGGCGCCAGCUGCGAGAUCCAAGUCAACGAAUGCGCCGGGAACCCUUGCCGCAACGGGGGGAGCUGCACCGACUUGGAGAACACCUACAGCUGCCAAUGUCCUCACGGUUUCUACGGCAACAACUGCGAGCUGAGCGCCAUGACGUGCGCCGACGCCCCGUGCUCCAACGGCGGCCGCUGUAGCGACAACCCCGACGGAGGCUACUUCUGCCAGUGUCCCACCGGCUACGCCGGCUUCACCUGCGAGAAGAAGAUAGACCACUGCACCUCCGCUCCCUGCUCCAACGGCGCUCGUUGCGUGGAUCUGGUCAACUCGUACCUGUGCCAGUGCCCGGACGGCUUCACGGGCAUGAACUGCGACCACAGCGGUGACGAGUGCUCCUCGUACCCGUGUCAGAACGGCGCCACCUGCCGGGACGGCGGCCACGGCUACGUUUGCACCUGCCCGCCGGGCUACACGGGGCGGAACUGCAGCUCGCCCAUCAGCCGCUGCGAGCAUAACCCGUGCCACAACGGCGCCACCUGCCACGAGAGGAACAACCGCUACGUCUGCGCCUGCGUCCCGGGUUACGGCGGCCGCAACUGCCAGUUCCUGCUCCCCGAGCACGCCGCCAUCCGAGGUUCCGAGGUCCCCUGGAUGGCCGUCGGCUCCGGCGUGGCUCUGGUGCUCCUGCUUCUGGCGGGCUGCGCCGUGCUGGUCGGAUUCUUCCGCUCCAAAGUCCAACGCGACGGCUCGGGGGAAACGGGCGGCGAGGGCGAAACCAUUAACAACCUGACCAAUAACUGCCAACGUGGCGGCGAGCGGGACGGCCCGGUCGUGCUGACGCCGGGGGUGAAAAACAUCAACAAAAAGAUGGACUUGUGCGGCGGGGGGGAGCCUGAGGAGGGGGCGUCGCCCGGACGGCGGAGCUACAAGAGCAGACCGCCGCCCGCAGACUACAACCUGGUACGCGAGGUCAACUACGAGCAGGCGGCCAAAGACGCGGCCUGUGAGGACAAGUGCCAAUCCCUGGACUCCUUUGAGUUUGAGGAGAAACACAGCAAACGCUUAAAAUGCGAUACGUCGGAAUUAAAUAGUCCAGAAAUGUCUGCAUGUGCGGACAACAAGUACAAAUCUGUGUUUGUCAUGUCGGAGGAGAAGGACGAAUGUAUAAUUGCAACUGAGGUGAGUUGAUGUUGAUGUUCCUUUUGGCUCCGUGCAACACAGAUCGUAAAGUUUGCUUUUGUUGGAUUUACGGUGGAGGGCUCAAUUUCACCGACAGGUGGGCGCUCACAAGUGCUUUGGCAGACAGAACAUUUUGAGUUAGCUCUGACUAGCGCUCUGUCGUAUGGUGUUCCACAGGGAUCGAUUUGAGAGCCUGUGUUGUUUUGAAAAUAUUUUUCAUUUCAAACGUUUCUUUGCUCCAUAUGUGAGCUUUUAACUUUGGUUCCAGAUGUUUCCGCUUUUCAUUUGUUGUGACAACCGGAUCUUCUACCUGUUGCAGGUGUAAAGGGGCCGGCGACGGGCUCGCUCAUUUUGCUGUAUGGGAGAGUUUUUAUGCUCCUUGAUGAGAUGCUGCUCUACGCUCGCUGCUGCUGAGACCUUUGACUGAUAUUCAGACUGAGCUGGUUCUCGACUGGAAAUAGGAACCGGCGGGGUCGUUCGUGUAAGGGGAACAAAAAAAAAUGUCAAGUUCACGGUUAAACGUAAACGGACGCUUAGCUUUCUGUUCUGCCUCUUUGUCGGGCAUCGGGGAGUACAAAUGAAGAAUAAAUAUGAAAUGGACUGUAACGAAUAGUUUCAAAAAAAAAAAAAAGGCGCCAGGAUAGGAUUUUUGUUGUUUUUUUGUUUUUUGCAAUGUUUGCACCCAGGCCUUUUUCUCAGACCCAGGAACCGCAUCAAACGGCGGAUGUUUGGCCAUAAUGGCCUCUUCGUAAAAAAAGAAAAGAAAAAAAGGGUGGUUGCUAAAUGACCUUUUAUGAAUUUUUUGGCCCUCUAAUACGCCAGUGACAAAAGCAUUGUCCUCUUCUUCCUAGUCGAAACCGAUUGUCCUCUUUUUGUAAAAUAGAAAGAAUAAAAAAAAAAAAAUUAUGAUUUUAUUCUGAUUUAAUUUAAGUUAAUUUAAGCAUUCUGUGUUAUUCUUAUUUUGUAUUGUAUAUUUGUGCUUGUUUGUCAGGAUUAUUUAAGUUGCUUUCUUUUGACGGAUGAUGAUAUUUGCAAAGGCACUUCAGGUCAAUGGGAAUGAAAAAAAAAAAAGUUAUUUAAGAGGAAUUGUGCUGUACAUUUUAUUCUUCUGCUGUUUGUCAAUGAAGGAAUUAGCCAAGACUAUUUUUGCAAAUAAUAAAAAGAGACUCAACG
Messenger RNA from Syngnathus typhle (broad-nosed pipefish), 3785 nucleotides. RefSeq names its product deltaA (gene dla). Gene Ontology annotation, molecular function: calcium ion binding. Lineage: Eukaryota; Metazoa; Chordata; Actinopteri; Syngnathiformes; Syngnathidae. Gene Ontology annotation, cellular component: protein-containing complex; plasma membrane. The record is from RefSeq and is a predicted model, not a curated record. Gene Ontology annotation, biological process: establishment or maintenance of epithelial cell apical/basal polarity; cell communication; multicellular organism development. The transcript is spliced from 10 exons. The coding region runs from base 465 to 2621 and encodes 718 amino acids.